This is a messenger RNA of Lucilia sericata (common green bottle fly), 1644 nucleotides long. It is a transcript of the gene betaTub85D, whose product is annotated as tubulin beta-2 chain. Gene Ontology annotation, molecular function: GTPase activity; GTP binding; structural constituent of cytoskeleton. Bases 119 to 1459 code for a protein of 446 amino acids. NCBI's taxonomy places the organism in Eukaryota, Metazoa, Arthropoda, Insecta, Diptera, Calliphoridae. Gene Ontology annotation, biological process: mitotic cell cycle; microtubule cytoskeleton organization. The record is from RefSeq and is a predicted model, not a curated record. The transcript is spliced from 2 exons. Gene Ontology annotation, cellular component: microtubule; cytoplasm.
ACUUCGAUUUAUUUUGUGAGAAUUUUUAUACGAUCGAAAAAGCAGAAAAAUUAUUCACCGCACAGCAAAAACUAGGUUCUAUUGCAAAAUAAACGUAAUCAUAUAAAAUUAGCAAAAAAUGCGUGAAAUUGUCCAUAUACAGGCGGGUCAGUGUGGUAACCAAAUUGGUGGUAAAUUCUGGGAAGUUAUAUCCGAUGAACAUUGUAUUGAUGCCACGGGCACCUAUUAUGGCGAUAGUGAUUUGCAAUUGGAACGUAUAAAUGUGUAUUACAAUGAGGCCACUGGUGCGAAAUACGUACCGCGUGCAAUUUUAGUUGAUUUAGAGCCGGGUACCAUGGAUUCGGUAAGAUCUGGGGCUUUCGGUCAAAUAUUUAGACCAGAUAAUUUUGUGUUCGGCCAGUCGGGGGCUGGAAAUAAUUGGGCUAAGGGUCAUUAUACCGAGGGUGCCGAAUUGGUGGACUCUGUUUUGGAUGUAGUGCGCAAAGAAUCUGAGGGCUGUGAUUGCCUGCAGGGUUUCCAAUUAACUCAUUCUUUGGGUGGUGGCACGGGAUCGGGUAUGGGUACUUUAUUGAUUUCGAAAAUUCGUGAAGAAUAUCCCGAUCGUAUUAUGAAUACUUUUUCGGUAGUACCCUCACCUAAAGUAUCCGAUACUGUGGUAGAGCCUUACAACGCUACCCUAAGUGUUCAUCAAUUAGUGGAAAAUACCGAUGAAACCUACUGCAUAGACAACGAAGCUUUGUAUGACAUUUGCUUUCGGACUUUAAAACUUACCACUCCCACCUAUGGUGAUCUAAAUCAUUUAGUUUCGGCCACUAUGUCUGGCGUUACCACAUGUUUACGUUUUCCGGGUCAAUUGAAUGCAGAUUUAAGAAAAUUAGCCGUUAAUAUGGUGCCAUUUCCUCGUUUACAUUUCUUCAUGCCCGGUUUUGCCCCUUUAACUUCACGUGGUUCCCAGCAGUAUCGUGCCCUAACGGUGCCUGAAUUAACUCAGCAAAUGUUUGAUGCCAAAAAUAUGAUGGCUGCCUGUGAUCCACGUCAUGGCCGUUAUUUAACAGUGGCAGCAAUAUUUCGUGGCCGCAUGUCUAUGAAGGAGGUCGAUGAACAGAUGCUUAAUAUACAAAAUAAGAAUAGUAGUUUCUUUGUUGAAUGGAUACCGAACAAUUGUAAAACUGCUGUAUGUGAUAUACCACCUCGAGGUCUUAAAAUGUCGGCGACAUUUAUUGGUAAUUCAACAGCUAUCCAGGAACUCUUUAAGCGUGUCUCUGAACAAUUUACCGCCAUGUUUCGUCGCAAGGCAUUUUUACAUUGGUACACCGGAGAGGGUAUGGAUGAAAUGGAAUUUACAGAGGCCGAAAGUAAUAUGAAUGACUUGGUAUCGGAAUAUCAACAGUAUCAAGAGGCCACGGCCGAUGAAGAGGGUGAAUUCGAUGAAGAUGAGGAAGGAGGUGGUGACGAAUAAAUAAAAAAGUUUAGUGGGUUCGGUAUUAGCGCGUUUUUUUUAGUUAGCAUUUUUGGAGAUUUGCAAAUACAGAUUUAAAUUUUUUAUAGUAAAACUUUGUUUCUUUCAUUAUAAAAUAUAAUGGAUAUUUUCCAAGUUUUUGAGUAAAUUGUUGUUUAUGCUUAUGGGGAAAUAAAGGAAUUAAA